This is a messenger RNA of Trypanosoma grayi, 630 nucleotides long. RefSeq lists its product as hypothetical. The transcript has a single exon. The coding region runs from base 1 to 630 and encodes 209 amino acids. NCBI's taxonomy places the organism in Eukaryota, Euglenozoa, Kinetoplastea, Trypanosomatida, Trypanosomatidae. The record is from RefSeq and is a predicted model, not a curated record.
AUGGGCAUCAACGGAACGCGCAGGACUUUGGCGCAAAAUGGCCCAUACAGCAAUUCGCGUGUGUCCAUCAGCAUCAGCGGGGACAGUGCUACACGCAUACACUCCAGCGUAACGUCCGUGUUCGUCUCUAUCAACCGUGUGUUGGCAUUUGCGUUGACUGACGAUCUAGAUGCGAGAACAGCUUUCCUUAUGGUGAAGAAAGCAGGGUCCAAGACACCAGCGGCACCGAGGCGGUGCUGCAGUACAAUCGCGUCUAGGUCAAGUGUGGUACUGGUGAUACCCGAAGGCAACGAUGAGUACUCUAUGUUCAGCUGGUCGAUGCCAAUUUUGAAAAUGCCAUCGAUAUCCGCCUCUAAGCGCUGCAUUGUCAAUGCAAAAGUCGCUGAACUGUUGCUACCGCUGUUACCCCCGCCACCACCACCACCAAUACUACCUGUCGUUGCCGCUAACGAUACUUCACUCGCCCCCGUUGCCACCGUCAGCGCGUUCGUUGUGCUGGCAGCGGUUGUGGGAGCAGAAGCUCCGCCUAUCUGCUGUGGGCCAGGUGAGGGGUUCAACGACCGCCUUUUCGCCGAAGUGCUCAAAGCGACAUGCGUGGCGGCGCUGGCAGCCGUUAUAUUGGCCUCUUGA